Messenger RNA from Teleopsis dalmanni, 1976 nucleotides. RefSeq names its product polyprenol reductase. The record is from RefSeq and is a predicted model, not a curated record. Gene Ontology annotation, molecular function: 3-oxo-5-alpha-steroid 4-dehydrogenase activity. Gene Ontology annotation, cellular component: endoplasmic reticulum. Gene Ontology annotation, biological process: dolichol-linked oligosaccharide biosynthetic process; polyprenol catabolic process. Bases 14 to 985 code for a protein of 323 amino acids. The transcript is spliced from 3 exons. NCBI's taxonomy places the organism in Eukaryota, Metazoa, Arthropoda, Insecta, Diptera, Diopsidae.
UCAAAAUCCAACAAUGUUAUUAAAAUUAAUACAACAAAUGCAAGAGUUUAUAGACGAAUAUAAUAUAAAUCUCAUACAUGCAAUAUUUAUUGGUUUCACAAUACUUAUUGUAAUAUUUGGCAGUCUCAUGAAUUUGAUUGAACAGCAUUUGCCAUUAUGUAUACGUCAGUCCUUUCGCUAUGGCAAGCAUUGCCAUGUGGGAAGCCGCGAUCCAUUGGUAACAAAGCUCGAAGUGCCGAAAAGUUGGUUCAAGCAUUUCUACGUGUUCGCUUUCACUUGGUCAGUGCUGGCAUUAUUUCUAGUACUUAAAGUAUUAAUAUUGCGUGCUGAGGCACCUGAGUUUGUAUUGCAAUUCUUGGACUUUAUGGCCGGUGGUGCUGCUAAUAGAAAAGUACAAGUCGAUUCUACCAGCGCGUUGGUAGUGAGUAUACUGAUGACAUUACAAUGUGGACGAAGAUUUUAUGAAACAAACUUUAUACAAAUCUUCUCGAAGAAGAGCAAAAUAAAUUUUUCACAUUAUAUGGUUGGUUAUAUACAUUAUUUUGGCGUUAUUUUAGCUCUGUUAGCAAAUACAGAAGGUUUCGUUAGAGAUACUUUACCUUCGCAGUUUUCGUAUGCAAAAAUUACACUACUACAAUAUUUGUGUGUCUUCAUCUUUCACUUUAGCUGGACGCAACAGUAUAAAUCCAAUAUGAUACUUGUCAAUCUGCGUAAAAAUCCACAGACAGGUGAAGUAUCUACUGAGAAGCAUUUGUUACCAAGAGGCGGUUUCUUUAAUUUGAUCUCAUCACCGCAUAUGUUUUUCGAAAUUGUUAUGUAUGCGGUUUUAUUGAGUCUAUUGCCCAGAUGCACUUCAUGGUAUUUUAUAGUAUUUUGGGUACUCAGCAAUCAGACUAUGAAUGCGCUACUUACGCAUAAAUGGUACAAGGAUAAUUUUAAAGAUUAUCCUAAAAAUCGUCGUGCACUUUUCCCAUUCGUGCUGUAGAUCAUAUCAAAUCUGUUAAUGAUAGUCUUACCGCAUACUCUUGUCUAAUUUUAAUACAGACUCUUUUUUUUUUAAUAAUUAAGUGCUGACUAAUAGUCAGCCACUAGCAAAUGGCUAAACUUUAUUUUAAACUAUGCAUAAGUCUGACAUAUUGUUUGAUAGUCUCUUUAAAUUAAUUUGAUAUUUGAUAUUUUUUAUUAAGAUAUCCAUUAUACGGAUAUAGCACAGUCAAUAUAAAACAAAUAGAACAUUCCAUUUCAUUAUUUAAAAACAGAGACAGUUCACAAUUAAGUGAAAGUACAGUUGUAUCUUCAAUAUUAACCUAUAUAUAGACUUCCAAAAAACUUUAUCCAAGAAAAAUGAAACUCAAAACACAGAACAUAAUUCACUUUUGAAACGAAAAUUGUGGUAGAAACUUUCUAUUUGUAGAAGUAUUGUAGAGACUCUAUUUCCUGGGUCGAUCCUAUUUAAUCAUAAUUGCCACGAUUUUCUUGGAUCACCGUAGUAACCUAAUCUAACCUGUAUAUCGAUUAAUAUUGAUUAUAGAUCUUGACGUUCUCUCCAUCUCUUUCUCAUAACUUUUUAUUUGUUUUUAUCUAGACUUUAAUUUUAAUAUAGCAAAAAACAGAUAUUUUUUUUCUCUAAUUUAAUAUAAACCCUAUUUAUACCUCUAUAUCGUAAAUAUGUGCCAUUGCAAUCACCCAUAGUAUUGUAUGCAUACUUUUAAACAGUUGAACUCAAUGUGUCUAAGACUUAAAGUAAUCAUUUCAAUUUUUAACAUUAUCAUUUAAAAUGUUUUUGUAUUUGCUAUAAUAUAUAUGCAGACACUAUACAUUCCUAUUUCUUAAAGUCUUUAAAUAAAUAAUAUAAUGUAUACUUUGUAGAAGUGGAAUUAAACUUCUUCUCUAACUUAUAAGACAAGAGCUUACUAUAUUUUGUUAAUUGUGCCUUUUAAAACCAUUUAUACAUAAUCAAAUUUUUAUUCUCAUUA